Messenger RNA from Rosa rugosa (rugosa rose), 1707 nucleotides. RefSeq lists its product as uncharacterized. The coding region runs from base 1 to 1707 and encodes 568 amino acids. The record is from RefSeq and is a predicted model, not a curated record. NCBI's taxonomy places the organism in Eukaryota, Viridiplantae, Streptophyta, Magnoliopsida, Rosales, Rosaceae. The transcript has 3 exons.
AUGGAAACAGAAUGGGCACAUUGUAAAAGCAGCGAUCCUAGAGGUUUUUAUGAUGGAGCGCGAAACUUUGUUACUAGUAUUCAUGCAAGUAAGGGGUACCCGAAGAGGAUCCAAUGCCCUUGUAGUGGCUGUAUAAACAUCUGGUCCCAUCCACCUAAUGAAGUAUUAGAUCACAUGAUCUCAAAUGGGUUAUAUGAGGGUUACAAUAACUGUACCAUUCAUGGGGAUCCGAACACUUCUGUACAACAAGAAAUGAUGGAAAACAUGGAGAAUUUAGAGACAUAUAGAAUGUACAGAGAUGCAUAUUUAGAUGAUGAAUUUAUGGAACCUGCACCUGCACCACUAGAGCCUAAUGUUGGGAAUUUAGUUUCCGAAGCAGAACUUCCUUUAUACACAGGUUGUCCUUCCACAAAGAUGUCAGCAACAAUUAUGUUUUACAAGUUUAAGGCAACAAAUAGUUUAUCUGACAGUGGCUACGAUGAACUUUUAGAGAUGGUUCGUAGUCUUCUACCUCCAGAUAACAUACUCCCUAGUUCUCUAUAUUCAACAAAAAAAUUACUCAAAGCAUUUGAUCUAGGGUAUGAGAAGAUUCAUGCUUGUGUUAAUGAUUGUUGUUUAUUUAGAAAGAGUCUAGAGCAAAUGGAGACUUGUCCUAAAUGUGGUGCCUCUCGGUGGAAAGUAAAUAAGCGCACCCAAAAGAUUGAGAAAGGAGUCCCUGCAAAGGUCUUGAGAUAUUUUCCUAUUAUCCCUAGAUUUAGAAGAAUGUUUAAGGAUUCUGAAAAGGCAGAACAGCUUACAUGGCAUCACACUCAUAAAAGUCAAGAUGGCAAGAUGCGUCAUCCAGUUGACUCACUUGUAUGGAAGAAGAUUGAUAGCAAGUGGCCUUCAUUUGCAGAAGAUCCUCGUAAUCUUAGACUUGGUCUUUCAUCCGAUGGAUUUAAUCCGUUUGGUGAUCUUAGUUCCCGAUAUAGUUGUUGGCCUGUGAUCUUGGUUGCAUAUAAUCUCUCUCCAUCGUUAUGCAUGUCCAAUGAACAUUUAAUGUUAACAUUACUAAUCCCCGGUCCUAAGCAACCGGGAAAUGACAUUGAUGUAUACUUGGAACCCCUUAUUGAAGAUUUAAAAGAGUUAUGGAUCAAUGCGAUUAUUGCAUAUGAUGCGUUCACCAAGUCUGCCUUCAACUUGAAAGCUAUAUUGAUGUGGACAAUAAACGAUUUUCCCGCUUACAGGAAUUUGUCGGGAUAUUCCACAAAGGGAAAGAAAGCGUGUCCGGUAUGUGGUGUUCAAACAUCCUCUCAAUGGCUGCCAAAUAGAAAAAAGCAUGCAUAUAUGUGCCAUAGGAGAUUUCUUGCACAUGAUCAUCCAUAUCGGCACAAUAAAACUUGGUUUAAUGGAACCAAGGAGCAUAGAGUGAGGCCUAGAAAGCUAACUGGUUCAGAGGUAUUUCAAGUGGUGAAGAAUAUUAAAAAUAAUUGGGGUAAGGAGGCUAAGCGUUGCACAAGAAAGAAAGAAAAAAAAAAGGUUGGCAGCAGUAACAGGAGAAAAAGGAGAAGAACUGAAGGUAAAAAAAGUUCAGUCAAUGAAAUGGAAGAUGACUCCAUUGACAAUUCAGAUGAUGAUAGUGAUGAUGACAGUGAGGAUCCUUUAAAGCCUUCAAAGAGAUGGAAGAAGAAAUCAAUGUUUUUUGAGUUACCAUAUUGGGAGAUAUGA